ACCUCACUCAUUUAUCAAUCCGGCGGGUAUACCGGUACAUUAAAAGCUUACCGGUACUCGAAAAACAAAUCACACGAAAACUCACUCCGAACGGAGGUUUAAGCCGGUGCAAUCCGGGACACCGUUGAGUAAGUUUCAUAGUAAAACAAAAAUCUGACUCUUCUCCCUCCGCCGAAACAUAAGAUAUGACUCUAGCCUCACUUCAUGAGCCCUCCAAAUCCUUGGCAAUUCCGACUCAUAUCUUAGGAAUGAAGUAUCAUAUAAUACAAGCACCGUAGCGAUACCAAUAUCGCAAAAACAUUUAAACCAGUCCCGCAGAAUAGCAUCUCGGUCCCUUGAUCGGGAGCUCACAAGUGUGCACCUCUAAGCCCCGCGUUGGUCUUUACACUUUCUCUCCCUUCUGAUACUUCCCCCCCUCGUCCACUACGAGUAAUAUCUGGCUUGGCAUCGGUAGGGUUUCCGAAAUUUCUUUUCAAUCACAAGGAAAAAAGCCCCACCACACAACGAGCCCCGCACCUUACAAACCUUUCCCCCCUACUCUACACUACUGCAGAGCAAUUUUUCAUCGCCAUCUCUGCUCGCUACAAACGCCAACCAAUUAAUCCACCAAACCUAUUUCCCACGAAGCAGGACUGAUUAAAACAGAAAAUGGCUGUCAGAGCUCAGGUUCGACCAUACACACAUACCCCCGACGUGCAUAGAAUUACUCAGAUAAACACAUUGCUAAUUAUGCGGUGAUAUCUUCAGUUCGAAAAUUCCAAUGAGUAUGAUCUACCUUCCGCGCCGCCGUUUCCCCAAUAGUCCCCUGAGCAGAGUGGGGGGGGAGAUAUAGGAUAUAAACCGCCGAUAAACUGAUGAACAGAAUAGAGUCGGUGUUUUUGCCACAUUGACGAACUCAUAUGCACUUGUCGCCACUGGUGGUUCCAUGAACUUUUAUAGGUCCGUUCUUACCGAUUGAGAGAGUAGUGGGAGCAAAACAAACUGACGGGCACAAUCUGGACAGCAUUUUUGAAGCCGAGCUUGCGGACGUUAUUCCAAUUUGCCAUACCACGAUCGCCGGUACUAGAAUUGUUGGAAGGUUGACCGCCGGGUAUGUGAGAUAUAUACUGAUAGAUCGGCGGGGAUACGGAUUGGAAUGUGAGCCGAGCGGCGACAGGACUGGGCUGACAAGGAGCAUUUGGCUUAGGAAUCGGAACGGAUUGUUACUUCCGACAUCGACAACAGAUCAGGAAUUACAACAUCUUAGAAAUUCCAUUCCAGAAACUGUCAAAAUCCAAAGAAUUGAGGAGCGGCUAUCAGCACUUGGUAACGUAAUUUGUGCUAACGAUCAUGUCGCUUUGGUCGGUUUUAUCCUGCGGGCUUGGUAGCUGUGAGAGUCGGUGGGCUAACGAGGGAUGGGCUGUGAUCGGGGAUUGAAGGUUCAUCCUGAUAUAGAACGCGAAACAGAGGAGAUUGUCGCAGAUGUUUUAGGGGUUGAAGUCUUCAGGCAAACUAUCUCCGGUACUAUUCCUCCCGCUAUUUUCCCGCCCCUACCUGCAGUACAUGGGCUGCCCCCAACGCUUAUCACUGCUUGCGCGUAGAGAAUGUCCUCGUAGGGUCCUACUGCUCGCUUUCGAAUCAAGGCGGAAUCGUGCACCCAAAGACGUCAAUACAAGAUCAGGACGAACUUUCUUCGCUUCUGCAGGUCCCGCUUGUUGCCGGCAGCGUUAAUCGUGGAUCGCCGGUAGUGGGUGCGGGUAUGGUCGUUAAUGAUUGGAUGGCAGUCACUGGUCUGUCCCCCCGGGAGCGGAGUGGGUUGGGAGCAUUAAGGGCUAACCUUGGCCGACAGGUCUUGAUACCACUGCCACGGAGCUUUCGGUCGUGGAGAGCGUAUUCAAGUUAGGAGAGGGAAUGGGCCCGAGCAACCUCGCAGGAGAGUUGAGAAGUUCUCUAGUAGAGACAUGGUACUAAGUGCGGUGAUGAUAGUGUGAGUAUCCCCCAUCCCCUAAAACACCCUGGGGGGAGAUUUCCCAUAUGCGGGGGGGACAAAAGAGCUCACUCCUAGAUAUCAAUUAGUACUUACUUUUCGCUCCCAAUUUCUCCCUUCCAUGCCAUCGAAUGGCUUCUUUUCAAAGCACUCAUAUCGCCAUAAAAUCAAUGGGGCAAUUUAGCUCCUCGGGUUAAUCAUAUUAGUUUGAUUCUUCCCGUGUGAUUUUUCCAAUAUUUUUUCUAUCUUUCUUUCUCCCUCCUUUUUACUUUACAGUUAUCACAGGGCCCAGCCCUUUACCAUCUGUAUUUUUUUUUGAAGGGGCUCCUAUUUCUUCUUUUUACAGGUGCAAAUGGUGCAUUUCAACGUUGGUUUACCUUAUAGAGAAACGUAAUGAAAGUCCUUAUUUCAUGCAGAUCCCUCGACGGGAGCCGAUUCAACACCUUCAGCUUGCUUUUUCAUUUACCUCCUCAUGCCUUCCAGUUUCAGCCCUCGUCACGGUACAUUCGGUGAUCGUGAGGUUUGAACCAACAGUGGGGAAUCAUACGGUAUAAGAUGGCUCUGCCGGCAUUGAAUCGGUGAGCGGCAGCCUGUCAAAAGGGUACUCACACGGGACAAAAAGAGCUGAGCGCUGCCCCGCCUCCAUGUCUGCUAUGGCCCGAAGUCGCUCGCUGGAUAUUCUUUCCCUUGUCUCUUGUACCUUCGGCAUGUACGAGUAUGAGUACAGUACAAUGCUCAGGCUACGAUGUCAGCACAUUUCGUGGGACAUGAUAUUUGGCCCUAUGGUCAAAAUCAUGGCAAAAUGUUGGGACUUUAGUGUUUCCUUCUCCUCACUCCAGGGGGCCCUCCUCCCCUCGAGGAUCAGUGGACCGUUUGUCAGCCGGUAAUGUGGGUGCACCCUGACGUUUCUCCUUUGCUCGAUCGAGGCAUUCCCCGCAAUUGGCUCUUUUCUUUUUCUUUUUUCUUUUUCCUGUUUUCCUUUUCCUUUUCCUCGCUUUCCGCAAGGCGCUAGAUUGGGGGAGCGUGGGAGUAUCCCAAUGGUUUGUUCCUUUCUUCCUUUCCAGAAAGUUGGAGGCAUUUUACUCGGUGUAGUGAUAUCACCUCACCAGGCUUUUGAUACUGACGGCUGUUUGAAGCUUCUCCAUUAGUUGGGAACGUUGAGGUGCUUCGUUUUUUUUCUUUUCAGUUUGUCAGACAACGGCCAAGCAAUGCUUUACAAGUUACCGCACAGAUACAGUAACCAUACCGAAUUUUUGUCUCCUCCCUCUUCAUCGUCAUCGUUAAGUUGGUAAUGCGGCCUCGACAGGGAUCGCCCGUAUGCGUCAGGUUAAUCAUAAACAAGUGCUUCGGUGAGCUUGGGCAAUUUCAACCGACUAGGAAAGUGUGAGAAGAAGAAAAUAGAGGAGGCUUGGAAUAUGGCAUACGCAUGCUUGUAUGUACUUCGCUCGUACAUAUAGUAAUGAAGUGGUAUGAGGAGGGGUUGGGAUGUGUUUUUUUCCUCUUGCCGACAACAAACUGACGGCAAUAGGACUUAAGUGUUAUGCUUGUGGUUAUUUAUGACACCGCACAUAUUGUACGAGAUUCGAGCUGCGGGUUCUCUUUGAGGCGAGAAUCAAAAGAACAUCGUGGGAAAGAAGCUUUCGCUAGAGUGAUUAUCCGCUCCAGUAUCGUUGGCACGACAUGACAUGACAUGACAUGACGAGGUUGGGGAUCCUGUAUUGAAUUCCCCUUUUCUCCCUACCUCCUGACCUAACCCACCUCGCCAAGGGCUUCAAACAUGGCAGGGGUUCGGUAAAACCCAAAAGUUUAUUCGCAGCGGGGAGAGAGGGAGGGCCCGAGCUCUUCCCGUCACACACAUCUUCAACCCCAUAGUGGGUGGUAA
Messenger RNA from Tuber aestivum (summer truffle), 3848 nucleotides. NCBI's taxonomy places the organism in Eukaryota, Fungi, Ascomycota, Pezizomycetes, Pezizales, Tuberaceae. The record is from the annotation of a GenBank genome assembly.